Messenger RNA from Dracunculus medinensis (Guinea worm), 582 nucleotides. NCBI's taxonomy places the organism in Eukaryota, Metazoa, Nematoda, Chromadorea, Rhabditida, Dracunculidae. The record is from the annotation of a GenBank genome assembly.
AUGCUCAGAUACUUUCCGAUAUUGCUUCUUUUUGUCAGUUAUUGCUCCUCAUUUUCCUUACCUGCUGGUCUUCGUCCCGCUAAAGCCGUUGGUGAUCCAAAGCAAGCAAUUAUACCUGAGCGUGACCAACAAAUUAACAAUGGUGUAUCUCCGAAAGUCCCAUCCAACUUAUCGCUAAGAUCUAGGAUGAUGGCUGCUUUGAGUGGAACUCCUGUCGAGUCAAAAAAGGAAUCGGUGACAGAAAUGCCCGAAAAAUCACAAGACGUAAAAGUUGAAUUAAAAACGCCAAUAAUAUUUACUAAGGGGAAUAAAAAGAUUGAAGUACAGUCAACUCCUGUGGUUGCAAAAAACAAAGCACGGAUUGAUCCCAAGAAACUUGGUAGCAAUAAUUACGGCUUGAAUACCGCAGUGCAAAUAAGUUUAGUCGAUUCGCAUGGUCGUGUGAUGAAAGGUAUCAAUUUGGUUCCAAUAAAAGUACCAUCAACUGACGAUUUGAAGAAUGCUAGAACAAGACACACAGCUCGUGAAGUAGAAAGUGGCGCAGAUAAAAUUGUUCCAAUAAAAUUCGGAUCAGCGACUUGA